AUGUCGCUCUCUAUGUUUAAGAAGAUUGAGGGUUUAGAACUCAAGCCUACUAGAAUGACACUCCAAUUGACGGACAGGUCUCUUAAAUACCCUUGUGGGGUGGUUGAAGAUAUGCUUGUGAAAGUGGAAAAAUUUGUAUUUCCGGUAGAUUUUGUUAUAAUGGAGAUGGAGGAGUAUGGAGAUGUGCCUCUCAUUCUUGGGAGACUGUUUAUGAAGACUGUAAGAGUCUUAAUUGAUGUGGAGAAUGGCAAGCUUAAAGUAAGAGUGCAAGAUGAAGAAGUAAAUUUUGAUAUGUUUGAAGCUAUGUCACAUCCUAAGGAUGAUAAAGCAUAUUUGAAUGAAGAGGAACAAGAACUGAUCAAUGAGUGUUUGACUGACUUGGAGGUGUUAAAAGAACUCCCAUUGCAUGAGGCGAAUUUUGAGAAGAUUGAUACCAAGGAAGAGGUCAAGGAAAAGAAACUGGAGUUGAAAAUAUUACCACCACAUUUAAAGUAUGUUUUCUUAGAAGAAGGUGGAAAGAAACCGGUCAUCAUUAGUAAUUCUUUAUCUUCCAUAGAAGAAGAAAAGUUGGUAGAAGUAUUGAAAGCCAACAAAAGAGCUAUUGUAUGGUCAAUUUCAGAUCUUAAAGGUAUAAGCCCAACUUAUUGCAUGCACAAAAUAUUUAUGGAGGAUGAUUAUAGACCAAUUGCUCAACGACAAAGAAGACUAAAUCCUGUGAUGAAGGAGGAGGUAAGAAAAGAAGUUCUGAAGCUUCUGGAGGCUGGUAUUAUAUAUCCUAUUUCUGACAGUGCAUGGAUGUGCAUUGAUUAUAAAAAGCUAAAUAAGGCCACAAGGAAGGAUAAUUUUCCUCUUCCUUUUAUGGAUCAGAUUUUGGAAAGAUUGACAGUGUUUGGUGAUUCUUUUCAUGUGUGCUUGGCUAACCUAGAUAUUGUGCUUAAGAGAUGCGUCCAAACAAACCUUGUGCUUAAUUGGGAAAAAUGUCAUUUUAUGGUAACUGAAGGAAUUGUUUUGGGUCAUAAGAUUUCUUCCAGGGGAAUUGAAGUUGAUAAAGCCAAAGUGGAGGUCAUUGAGAAACUUCCACCACCAAUGAAUGUGAAAGGAAUUAGAAGCUUUUUGGGCCAUGCUAUGUUUUAUCGAAGAUUCAUUAAAGAUUUUUCGAAGAUUGCCAAACCCUUAAGCAAUCUCCAUGUCAAAGAUGUGGCUUUUGUAAUGGAUGAUGAGUGCAUGAAAGCUUUUGAGAUUCUGAAGAAGAUGCUUGUUUCUGCGCCAAUUGUAGCUCCAGAUUGGAAUCAAGACUUUGAGUUAAUGUGUGAUGCUAGUGAUUAUGCUAUAGGUGUUGUAGUUGGUCAGCGAAGGGAGAAGGUGAUUAUCUACACAGAUCAUGCAGCUAUAAAGUAUUUGCUAACUAAGCCCGACUCUAAACCACGUUUGAUUAGAUGGGUACUUUUACUGUUAGAGUUUGAUGUGGAAAUCCGUGACAAGACAGGUUUGGAACUCCCAGGAUACUCAUUAGUGAUGGAGGAUCUCAUUUUUGCAACUUUCAGCUUGCAAAGGGAAAUAAAGAGGAUUCUGGAGAAAAUAGUUGCUUCAUCAAGGAAGGAUUGGUCUCAAAAGCUAGAUGAUGCUCUUUGGGCAUACAGAACGACAAUGAAGACAACUAUAGGGCUAUCUCCUUUUCAGUCAGUCUAUGGAAAAGGAUGUCAUCUACCAGUGGAGAUGGAACAUCGAGCUUUGUGGGCUUUGAAGUUCUUAAAUUUUGAUACUAAUGAUAGGAGAAGAAAGCGAAUUCUUGAGCUUGAAGAGAUGCGGUUGCAUGCUUAUGAUUCCUCUAGGUAUUACAAAGAAAAG
Messenger RNA from Vigna umbellata (rice bean), 1848 nucleotides. RefSeq lists its product as uncharacterized. Lineage: Eukaryota; Viridiplantae; Streptophyta; Magnoliopsida; Fabales; Fabaceae. Gene Ontology annotation, molecular function: nucleic acid binding. The record is from RefSeq and is a predicted model, not a curated record.